AUGACGAGGACGAUGACGUCCGCGACGCGACACGGCGAGCGGCGCGUUCGCGCGCUCGCCACGGACGAGGCGUCGACGAGCGAGGACGUGAGGUAUCACGCGUGGCGAGGACACAGAGUGGCGUAUCGCUCGAGUGGGACGAGCGGACCGGCGAUCGUGCUCGUGCACGGGUUCGGGGUGUCGAGCUACCAGUUUAGAGAUAACAUCGAGGCGCUCGGCGAACGAAACCGCGUGUUCGCGAUCGAUCUCGUGGGGUUCGGCGCGAGCGAUCAGCCCGAUGUCGCGUACAACAUGGAGUUUUGGCGCGAUCAAGUGAUCGACUUCGUGGAAAACGUCGUGGGCGAGCCCGCGGUGCUCGUCGGGAACUCCAUCGGUUCGCUCGCCGCCGUGCACGUCGCCUCCGCGUCGCCAAAAUCGACGUCGGGCAUCGUCCUCAUAAACUGCGCCGGGGGGAUGAACAACAAAGUCAAGAGACUCGAUGGAGAUUUUGAUGGGUACGGUUUGCAGUACAAGGCGGUCGUGCCGAUUUUUAGCGUGGUGUUGGCCAUCAUAGACACGGUGCUGAAAAUUGAACCAAUCGCAAAGCCUCUAUUCAACAGCGUGCGAGGGGAAGAAAACGUUCGCGGGGCGCUGGCAAACGUUUACAUGGACGCCAGUCGCGUCGACGAUGGCUUGGUCAAAUCGAUCUGCGGCGCCGCGAACAGAGAAGGAGCUUUCAAGGCUUUCGUGAACAUAUUGACGGGUCCCGCCGGACCGCGUCCAGAGGAGCUCAUGCCAAACGUCGAGUGCCCGAUACUCAUCCUGUGGGGUAGCAAGGACACGAUCACCCCGCUCGAUUUCCCACUGGGACAAUAUUUCUUCAACCUUGAGAAGACGCGCGUCGGUAAAAAAACGGACUUCGUUCAGUUCGACGGAGAAGGCCACUGCGUCCAAGACGACAACCCAAAGCUCGUCAACGAAGCCAUAGGUACGUGGGUCGCGGGAUUACCGUGA
Messenger RNA from Ostreococcus tauri, 993 nucleotides. RefSeq names its product Alpha/beta hydrolase fold-1. The transcript has a single exon. The coding region runs from base 1 to 993 and encodes 330 amino acids. Gene Ontology annotation, molecular function: chlorophyllase activity. The record is from RefSeq and is a predicted model, not a curated record. Lineage: Eukaryota; Viridiplantae; Chlorophyta; Mamiellophyceae; Mamiellales; Bathycoccaceae. Gene Ontology annotation, biological process: chlorophyll metabolic process. Gene Ontology annotation, cellular component: chloroplast.